Messenger RNA from Lepus europaeus (European hare), 2754 nucleotides. It is a transcript of the gene GNPNAT1, whose product is annotated as glucosamine-phosphate N-acetyltransferase 1. Bases 778 to 1425 code for a protein of 215 amino acids. The transcript is spliced from 7 exons. Gene Ontology annotation, molecular function: glucosamine 6-phosphate N-acetyltransferase activity; monosaccharide binding. NCBI's taxonomy places the organism in Eukaryota, Metazoa, Chordata, Mammalia, Lagomorpha, Leporidae. The record is from RefSeq and is a predicted model, not a curated record. Gene Ontology annotation, cellular component: endoplasmic reticulum-Golgi intermediate compartment; endoplasmic reticulum; Golgi apparatus. Gene Ontology annotation, biological process: UDP-N-acetylglucosamine biosynthetic process.
UCAUGAGCGAACCCUACAAUGGAUCUCAAGGAAUUACUGAGAUUUAUUUAGGCAGGGCUCGCUUGUAGGGGAGACGGAGCUACCUAUCAGGUGAAAACUGUUUGAUGAUGCAAACAUUGGCACCUGUCAGCGCCAGUGUCGUGGUGUCGUAGAGGAAAACGGGGAUUCUGGUCCGAAUCCAUUCAUUUCCUGUGUUACCUUGCCUGGAGGUAACACAGGAAAUGUGUUACCAACUUCCUCAUGGGGGGACUGGGAACAGUGAAUGCUUGGGUUGUAAAGAUUUAAAUAAGCCGUGAAAAAAUGCCUCAAAAUUCGUGCAGUUGCACUAUUUAGUAAAUGUGGCAAGGCGUGUUAAAAUCAGUGGAACAAAAUGUUUAGGUUCAGAAUGCGGUCAAGUUGUUACAAAAUGUAUACAGACCAGCCCCAAGGUACCCAUCCGGCUGAGUCCCUUUCUCCCUCCAUCACCAUGAGUUGCUCUAAGAUGUCCCAGGACCUGUUGAGCUAUAAACAAUACGGCAAUUUAAACUCGACUUUAGACUGUGUCUUGUGAUUUUGUAUAUGGGCUUUAAAAACUCUCCAAGUAUCUAUUACUUGUUGCUUCCAGUAGGUAUUUUUUUCUAGCAACAGAUUCUCUCCAUUUGUAUUUCAAUCUGAUAGAGAUUCCUGGAAACCAAAUUGCUGGAAUUGUAUUUAAAAAAAUAACUCAGUUGAGUGAAAACCUUUAUCAGAGAUUACUUGGGCCAGUUUGGGAUUCUUAUUUCUUCUGGGUUUUCUGAAAUGUUGACUUCCAGGCUGUGUCUUACUGUAACCUCAAGCAACUACAUAGGAAAAAAAAAUCUGCUGAACUUUAAAUUUUAUCUAACUGGAAAGAUGAAACCUGAUGAAACACCAAUGUUUGACCCUAGUCUUCUCAAAGAAGUGGACUGGAGUCAGAAUACAGCUACAUUUUCUCCAGCCAUUUCUCCAACACAUCCUGGAGAAGGUUUGGUUUUGAGGCCUCUUUGUACUGCUGACUUAAACAGAGGCUUUUUUAAGGUCCUGGGUCAGCUGACAGAGACUGGAGCCAUCAACCCUGAACAAUUUAUGAAAUCUUUUGAGCAUAUGAAGAAAUCUGGGGAUUAUUAUGUUACAGUUGUAGAAGAUGUGACUCUAGGACAGAUUGUUGCUACAGCAACUCUGAUAAUAGAACAUAAAUUCAUCCAUUCCUGUGCUAAGAGAGGAAGAGUAGAAGAUGUUGUCGUUAGUGAUGAAUGCAGAGGAAAGCAGCUUGGCAAAUUGCUAUUAUCAACCCUUACUUUGCUAAGCAAGAAACUAAACUGUUAUAAGAUUACCCUUGAAUGUCUACCACAAAAUGUUGGUUUCUAUAAAAAGUUUGGAUAUACAGUAUCUGAAGAAAACUACAUGUGUCGGAGAUUUCUGAAGUAAAAAAGUCUCUUAACAAAGAAAUACUACUACAAGGCUGUACUCUUCAGAGAGAAAAUAUUGUUGCUGCAACCCAGUGACCUCCAUAAAUACUGGACUGAAAAAAAAAUCCCAAUACAAGUAUAAUGACAUUUAGAAGAUUACUUUGGGUUGGUGGGGCAUACUGAGUUUAGCUUACAAAUGAAUAUUAUAAAGGGGAUUUUUAACCAAAGGAAUAUAUUUUUAACUUGAAUCUUUUCUUGCAUUGUAUUUUUCUAAAGUUUGGCUUUGUUUCUUGGUAGUCAAUAUGGUAGUAAGGUGUUAAGUGUCUGCUAUCUAUACUGCUCUUUUUUUAAAAAGCAUACAUCAGGGCUGGCCGGCCUUGUUGACUGGGUUAAGCCACUGCUCAUGAUGCCAGCAUCCCAUUUGGAGCACUAAUUUGAAUGUCCUCUAUGCUCUACUUCCAAUCCAGUUUCCCGCUGAUGUGCCUAGAAAGAUGUCUUAAGUACCUGGGCCCCUGCCACCCAUGUGGGAGAGCAGGAUGGAGAGCCUGACUCCGGACUUUGGCCUGGCCCAGCUCCUACUGUUGAGGCCAUUUGGGGAGUAAGGCAGUGAAUAGAAGAUCUCUCUCACUCUCUCUGCCUGUCAAAUCUUUAAAAAGUUCAUACUGGAAUUAAAAACAAAUUUAUAUGUAUAUAAAGCAUACAUUGAAUAAGGAUGUUUCUUAUUAGAGUCAUAAUUUUUGUUUCAAAGAAACAUCUUAGAUCAUUUCCCACAUAUUAAUUACCUGAAGUUGGAUAAAUUACAACUAUAGUACAUCUAACAUUUGUUGAUCCUAAUACAAACAACAACCUGGUCAGCCUUUUAAAAUAGAAAAAUUUAAAUGUAAAGAUUCUGUAUAGACAAAGUACCAUCUCUUCUUUGUGAAAUAUAAUUAUUAAAGAUAAUUCAGAAUAUAGUGGGAUAUCUAAGGUACAGUGACUUAGCAAAUCUUCAAGUAUUUCUAAUCUGAUAAUCUUGUCAUGAGUAAUCUGAAGCCUCUCUUCCAAGUACCACUUUUAUGAAAAAUAUUACAAAAUUGAGUGGAAUACUUAAAUGUAUAGCACUGCAUUUGUCACAUCCUUAAAAUGCUGGUGGAUCUUUUUCCAUUUAAUGUGAUUAUAAUGGUACUGUUAUUCUCACUAUCCUGUUUUAUUUAUUUUAAUUAUUUCUUGAAGAAUUUGAAACUUUAUUAAUGGUUCUUAUCUUUUGCAUUCCAUGUCACAUUAAAUUGGUUCAUACGAUUGUCUUUUGUGAGAAUCCCAUCUGUGCUUUUUGAGUAUUCUAUUCAGCUAAUAAAGCCUUCAAAUUUUA